CUUAAGCAGUAGAAUUUGUUAUUUCGUUAUACUUGGGAGGUUGGUGCCUGAAUUUCUUUCGAGUUCCUGUCCCGGAGAGGUGGUUUGAUUUUGCUCUAUUUUUGGUUCAUAUCAGCUAAUGAACUAAUAAUUGUGUACUGGCUAUCAUUUUCUCAACAUAGAUGAACAAAGAAAAAUACAGACCAUGUUGUCUAUGCUGGUUUUCUUUCAAGAUAAUGUUCCGCAGAAUUUGCACAACUUGUCAGGAAUGAAUAUAUUGAAUGUUUCGCUUGAAAUUGUUUGGUGUCAUACCUCUAAAUGAAACCUUAUAGUGUUAAGGUACUCAGCACUUUCGGAUAAUAGAUUAGUUCAUAUGCAAUGCCAAACAAUAUUUCCAUGAUUCCUAUAUUUUCCGAGCUUGCAAUGAUGUGAAGACACGACUUGAAUGGAGUAGCGUACGUAACGUGAGGGAUUGCUCAUUCCCAGUUUUCCUUGUAAGAAGGUCACAAGAAAAUAGUCUCGAGUCUUCUGAGAACCGGAUGUCUCUGUCAUUCCAAGGCUCUAAGGAGGAAGCUCUUCCCAGCAAAGUUACUCUGCUGGCUUCUUCAUCCUCCUUGAUGACUACAUCCCAAAAUAGCUCAGAACUGAUCAAACGAAACUAUAUGGGCUUCUCUGAUUGUUCUACUUUUGACAUCUCUCGAGUAUGUAAGGAUGACUGCAAGGGCAGCCUUAACCAUAAAGCUACUGAAUUGAGGCUUGGGCUUCCUGGAUCUGAAUCUCCUGAAAGGAAUACAGAUGCGUGCCCAGAUCUUGAUAAAAAGCCCCUCUUUCCACUGCGUCCUUCAAAUGAGAGUGAGCACUCUUUGCAGAGUUCAGUUUCUUCAGGAAACAAAAGAGGAUUUUCUCGUGCCAUGGAUGGGUUCACGCAGGGGAAUCUUCUCGCUAAUUCAGAGCUUAAUGCCAUGCUCUCUGCAAGGCCCUCCUCUGAUUUAGGACCAAAAGGUGGUUCCAAGCUCGAGCCUGACAUAGUUAAAGAUAUGAAAACAACCUUACAGGCUUCCCAUGGGAAGACCCCUGCCACAAAGGAAGGCCAGCCGAAGAAUGUUACUGGAAAUAACAGUAGCACUGCAACAGCCACGCCGGCUCCUAAGGCUCAGGUCGUGGGUUGGCCACCUGUCAAAUCGUUUCGGAAGAAUUCCUUAGCCAUCCCUCCGAAGAGUGCUGAACAAGUAGAAGAUGCAAAGGAGGCAGCAGGCACCACUCUCUUCAUAAAAGUGAGCAUGGACGGUGCGCCUUAUCUAAGGAAGGUUGAUUUGUAUAAAUUUGCUGCGUAUCAGGAACUGUGCAAUGCCCUGCAGAAGAUGUUCAGCUGCUUUACCCUAGGUCAAUAUGGAUCCCAAGGAUCUAUGAACCAUGAAGUGCUUAGCGAGAGGAAGCUGAGAGAUCUAUUGGAUGGGUCAGAAUAUGUUCUCGCUUACGAAGACAAAGACGGGGACUGGAUGCUCGUGGGCGAUGUUCCAUGGGAGAUGUUCAUCGGGACAUGCAGGAGGCUGCGAAUGAUGAAGAGCUCAGAUGCCAUCGGCCUAGCACCAAGGGGGGCAGAGAAGUGCAGAGGCAAGAACUAGCUGGUAAAAGAGUAUAAUGAUGUUUUAUGUCGACCAUAAGAUGUUAUGCUGCCAAACGCAUUACUUAUUUUGCAAAGUUGCUAAUUAUUGUUAAGAUUAAAUCCUUCCACUUCUGAGGGGCUCUUCCCGCUUUGCCCAAAGCUUCGCUUCUACUCGUGUAAUCGUACAAUGGAACUCCUCUAGAGAAUAUAUGAACUUUUGCUGCUGUAUUAUGCUUGAUGGAAA
Molecule: messenger RNA, 1829 nt
Organism: Punica granatum (pomegranate)
Lineage: Eukaryota; Viridiplantae; Streptophyta; Magnoliopsida; Myrtales; Lythraceae
Source: RefSeq, a predicted model, not a curated record